AUGGCAGACUUACCAGCGGCUCGGCUUGCCGCAUUUACGCGGCCCUUCACAUAUGUUGGAGUCGAUUACUUCGGCCCGAUGGAGGCAGUCAUAGGCAGGCGGACGGAAAAACGCUGGGGGAUGCUAAUUACCUGCUUAACAGUACGCGCUAUACACAUCGAACUGGUCUGUACCCUAAGCACGGACUCAUGUAUUAUGGGUCUACGUAACUUUAUUUCCCGUCGAGGUACACCAAGAAAAAUCUACAGCGACCGCGGCACGAACUUCAUCGGUGCAAAUCGCGAACUUAAAGAGGCCAUGACAGCACUCGAUGAAGAAAAGUUCGCACGGGAAUUUGUGACACCAGAUACGGAAUGGCAGUUCAACCCCCCGGCUGCACCGCACAUGGGCGGUUCCUGGGAACGGUUAAUUCGCACGAUCAAGACUAACCUAAUGGCGAUCCAACCUGUUCACAAACCUACCGACAAAGUGUUGAGGAACCUGCUUAUUGAAGUCGAAGGUAUCAUCAAUUCGCGGCCAUUGACACACGUCCCUCUUGAUAAUGAUUCGGAACCAGCUCUUACACCCAACCAUUUCAUACUUGGGUCUUCCGACGGAAUGAAGCCACUUACGACCCUGGAUGACAGUAGCUGCGCAUUGCGACGAAAUUGGCGGGCAUCUCAAGUUCUUGCCAAUCAAUUCUGGAGACGUUGGAUCUCCGACUAUCUUCCUGAAAUUACCAGGAGGACAAAGUGGUACGAAAACACAAAGCCAACAGCGGUCGGAGACAUAGUAGUCAUCGUUGAUUCCAAGCUACCAAGGAACUGCUGGCCGAAAGGACGGGUGAUCAACACUAGUGUAGGAAAGGACGGACGCAUACGAUCUGCAACAGUUCAAACGAUGAAUGGGAUAUACGAGAGACCAGUAACAAAACUGGCGGUCAUGGACGUUCGGCGCGAUGAAGAGUAA
Messenger RNA from Armigeres subalbatus, 948 nucleotides. RefSeq lists its product as uncharacterized. Bases 1 to 948 code for a protein of 315 amino acids. Lineage: Eukaryota; Metazoa; Arthropoda; Insecta; Diptera; Culicidae. Gene Ontology annotation, molecular function: nucleic acid binding. Gene Ontology annotation, biological process: DNA integration. The record is from RefSeq and is a predicted model, not a curated record. The transcript has a single exon.